CAACGUCAGAUUUUUAAUAGAGGCAGUUGAAGGGCUAAAAGAGGGGUAUUUAUAGGGAUAAACUAUGAUAAAAUCACUUGUAAGAAUAAAUAGAAUACAAAAAUUUCCUGGUAUUCGUUUUUUUGCCUUUUUUUUCCGAGAAAAAUCGACUAAAAAAAGAAAACGAGAUUUUGUAUUAACACCUAUGCCUAAUGUACUUCCAUUUCCUAUGGCAUUACGAUAUCUUCGAGCAUCUGAAGUAGGAUGGCCUAAUAGAUCAUCAACAAUUGAGGUUCAUCUUCGUUUAUUUCGAAAAAAACGAGCAUUGCCUUUAAAAGGUCAAUUAAUGCUUCCAUUUCCUAUUAGACCAGGACUUAGGAUUUGUGUAAUCUCAGAAGGGCAUUACACACAAGAGGCAAUUGAUUCAGGCGCAGUUAUUGCAGGAUCAGAUGAAGUUAUUAAAGAUAUUAUACAAGGUCAUAUUAAUUUUGAUAUAUGUAUUGCCCAUAAAGACUCAAGUCAUCUUCUUGAGAAAAUUUCAGGAGUUCCAGGUUCAAAGAAUUGGAUGCCAAGUGUCAAAAAUGGUACUAUAUGUACAGAUAUAGGUAAAGCAGUUAAAAUAAAAAUGAAUGGUAUAGAUUUUCAAGAGAAAAAUGGGGUAAUUCGAGUUCCAAUAGCAAAAGCAUCUUUUAGUGAUUCAGAAAUACGUUCUAAUUUACUUUUAUUUCUUGAGCAUAUUGGAGUUAUUAGAAAAAAGGAAGUGAUAAAAAGCAAAUCACCUAUUGCUGAAAUAGUUUUGUCUUCGUCCCAUGGCAUGGGAAUCAUAUUAGAUCCACAUUCGAUUUUAUAAAAUAAUGUUUUAUUUUAUUUUACAUAAUUGAUAACAUGCUUUUUGUGAUGCGUCGAUCUCUCUAUAUAUUUGAAGAACUUUUAACAAGUUUUCUAUCUGUGAAGUAUCUUUCCUAUAUUUAUGAAGAGUUGAAGCUAAAUAAUCAAAAAAAUUAUUUUGUACAAUUUGGAUUUUUUCCUUUCUUUUUUCUAUAAAUGGAUGCUGUAAUGGAACAAGUGAUAAAUAAUAUUUAAGUGAUAUAUAGGAUUUUGCUGCUUGUUGCAAAAUUAUUAUAUCAACACUUAAUUAUAUUAAUUUUAAGAAAUUAUAUAAAUAAAUACAUACUCAUCAAAUUUCCUUGAAUCUAUACACAGAAGAUUUUCCAUAUCUUCGAUCAUCAUGUUAAUAUUUAAUAGAUUUGUAGCAAGUGCCUGUAA
Molecule: messenger RNA, 1245 nt
Organism: Pneumocystis carinii B80
Lineage: Eukaryota; Fungi; Ascomycota; Pneumocystomycetes; Pneumocystales; Pneumocystaceae
Exons: 3
Coding region: 65-829 (254 amino acids)
Source: RefSeq, a predicted model, not a curated record